Messenger RNA from Adineta steineri, 800 nucleotides. The record is from the annotation of a GenBank genome assembly. NCBI's taxonomy places the organism in Eukaryota, Metazoa, Rotifera, Eurotatoria, Adinetida, Adinetidae.
AUGACAAAUGAACAACAACUUAUUACAAUUGAUCGAUUACGUCAAGCUAUUGAUACAAUUAUUGCUAAACAUGCUAUAUUUCGAGCAUCAUUAGAUUGGAAUAUAAAUACAAAUGUUUUAGUUCAAUAUAUUCAACAAUUUAAUUAUAGAAAUCAAUAUGAAUUUGUAAUUAGUUAUGUUGAAAAUGAUGAAGAAAUAACAAAAAUAAUUAAUAGAGAAAUUACAAGUUCAAAAUUAUUUGAUCGUAAUCGAGGCAUUGUAUUACGAUGUCACAUAAUUAAAUAUAAUUCUACGAGAAAAGAUGAAGAAAUAUGCUUACAAAAUAAUGAUAUUAUUAUUUUUAAUCUUCAUCAUAUUGCUUUUGAUGGUGCUUCACGACGAAUAUUUUUUAGUGAUGUAAAAUAUAAUUUAGAAAAUGAUAGUACAUUAAUAAAUAAUGAAAAUCAAUUUCAAUACAUUGAUUAUUCAGUUUAUGAAAAACAAAUGGAUAUAAUAUCAUCUUAUCAUUUCUGGCAAUCACAUCUUGAUGGAUUGAAUUUCGAACGUCGUAUUAUAUUACCUUUUGAUCGGCAUCGUUUAUUAACUGAUCAACAUUCAGGUUUUGCUCAUCUUAUUGAUAUUCCAUUUGAUAAUGAUUUAAUACAUUCAUUUCUUGAUUAUGCUUCUUCACAAGAUAUUACACCAUUUCAAUUAGGUCUUAUCAUAUUUUAUACAUUUUUAUAUAAAUUAAGUCAUAAUCAGAAUGAUCUAUGCAUUUCAUGUAUUCAUGCUAAUCGAUAUAGAACAGAAUUACAAAAUCU